CGGCUUUUUAUUUAUUCCUACGUGAGCAGACCCACUACACUUCUUGCAUACAAACAGUGAAAAUUACAACAUAAAGGACCCAUUAUUCCUUCUUUUGGAGUAAUUCUGCUGCUGGCCAAAGCCUGGCUCAUUUUGCAAGGAAAAGGAGGACAUCUCUGCAGGUAAUUCUACUGCUUCAAGUUUCCUCAUCUGCAAAAUGGAAGCAAUAAUGCCUGGUCUUGGCAGAACUUAUUGUGAGGCUAAAAUUGGCUGAUAAAUCUGAAAACGCUGUGAAAACAUUACAUUGCUACUAAAGAGUGUGGAAGGGUCCUGGAGCCAUUCUUAUUUUAGUGUACACCUUCCAUGGAUAAUUUUAUGCACAUUCAUCUCCUGGAAAGCAAUUGAAAAAUGAAGACAUUAGGGGAAAAUCUUGUUCUUAAGUAAAUGUUGCAGCCAAAGCAGAGGGAAUUCACCACCCUGUUGCACUGGCAGGACGCCCUAGGACCUCUGCACAAUACCCAGCCCUCCUUUGCUUCCAAGAGAUCCACUCUCUCAACAAAUGCUCAUUAUACAUCCAAAGUGAGCCUAGAAGCAGGCUGGAAAUACCCAAGCAGUAAAAAAAAAAAGCUCCAGCCCCUGUCAUCCUGAGCCUACAGACACUCCUCACUUGCUGGCAGGACUGCCAGGCCCAGACCCCUGCCCCCAGGCCGGGUGGUCUCAGUUCUCACUCAGAUUUCCAGAGGCUGCGAACGGGGCUCACUUUGCCUACAUGUGCACUUCAGCCAAGACACUCAGACAGUGAUUCUGCCCUCUGAAUGCCUUCGGAUGCCUCAAUCCUAUCCUGGCCACACCCCACUGGGUUUUGUGACGAACAAGGAAACAGCAUGAAAGAAAGCGAUGGCCCCAAAGGAGGAACUUGUGAUUGACACAAAUGGGGAUGUUCCCUUAGGGGCAUCAUGUAUCCUCAAAGAAGCCAGCCCCCAGGUCACUGAUUUCCCCGCCUGUUUACAUGCUCCGGAAAGAAGAUGUGUUUAAGUUUCCUACAGUUCUACAGUGGAAAUUGAUGCUCUGGGAAAGGAAGCCGUAUGUUCCAGACGUCGCAGGUUUCUUUUGGAAUUCACACACUGGGAGUCUGGCGCUAUCCCCUAAAUGGUACUUUUGUUGUCUUUUCGUUCAAGACAGCAAGCUUCUUCCGGGAUCAGAACCGCCUGCCAGCCUCUCUUGAUAAACAGCCCACCAGCUCUCUUGGUAGAUCAGAUGUUUAAUGAUUAGCCUAACUCAUUGUUUAUCUAAGUGGCAGUUAUCACCACGAUGAAAUAGAAUUUUAACGGCAGGGAGAGCAUUACGGAUAGCUCCCAAGGAGAAUCUACUGGCUGGGAAUGGCCAACAGAGCCUCCCAUACACAGAGGAGAGGACCACUUCAUCCUGGCUGGCAGAUCUCCGCAUCUGAGAUGCCAUCAUUAGAUGCUGUUCCAAAGACCUAAGGCAAUGUGCCCCGGAGAAGUGUAUGGUCCCAAUCCUUCCAAGUGAGGCUCAAUGGCCCAGCAAAAUAUGAAAGUGCGGCCUGUGCUUCUAAAGCGUAACAGCCUAGAGUCAGUGGAGUUCGUGAAACAACCUCACCAUCGCAGGAGCAAAUCUCAGCAGGUACGUUUCAAGGAAGAUGGGACCAGUAAGACUCCACCUGGCCUAGCUGAGGUUGACAUCCAAGCAUCUGAGGACCCAGCUGUGAUGGGCAAGACUCAGGCCUCCAGGCACCAUCACCUCCCCACCUACUCACUCUCCUUCCCCAGGUCCCAGAAGGCAGGGGGCUUUCGGAACAUUGCGAUCCAAACCUCCCCCAGUCUUAGGAAGCAUUUCCCAGUUUUCAAAAGGAAGAGACUCCCAUCCAGCAAGUCCCUGGUAGAAAUGCCAACAGCAUCCCAAAGUGCCAUCCAGGUCAACGGCAACCUCUCAGAACAGGACAUUGUAUCCUCAGAACUUGCCUACUUAAGGUUGGCUCAGCAUCUUGAGGAUGGGCCUCGAAGAGUCAAAGUAUCCCACCCAUUUCCUCCUAGAAUGUCCAAGGUGCAAAGCAAUGGGCCUAUUAGCGUAUGCUUGGAAGCAGGGACUUGGAGGCCCUCAGAGAAAGCAACUGCUACCAUUCAGGUCCCAGAUGAUAUUUACCACAGUCCUCCCUGGGCAGCUAGAAAGUCCACUCUCAGCCCAGACAGGUCAGGUGACAAAAGCAACUCCGUCCAUCCUCUGGUUGACCCGUGUCCAGGUGAUGGGAGAACAGUGCCACUAUCAGGUUCAGAAAGAUCCCCUUCCUGCUUAGAUGCCACCAGCGAUGCCAACUACAUGCCAGGCACAGGAAAACUUAAACCUGAAUUGCUCUUGCCCAAAGACAACUCUGAUGACAAAGACCUUGGCCCACUGUCACCUCAGUCAAAGGAAACAUGUAUUUCGUCACCUCCACGGACUCACAGCUCUCCCUCACCAGGCUUCCACAGCCAGCCCACCCAUUCAGGAGGGGCUUCAGACUGUUCUUCAUUGAGUAACAAUCACCAGGAUCUACUGUCUCUCAAAACUAACAGCGUGUCAAUUUCUGCCCCCAUGUGUCGGGAGCAGAUGGCAAAGAACCCCACCCAGUCAGACACCAUGGAGUUUCAAAACUGUUCAGGAAGCAAUCACCUCCCAUCUCCUCUUCCAAGAAGGGAGACCAAACUUCAGAACAAUGGAGAGACUGGUGGGAUUAAUCCAAUUCACCUGGCACAGGGGGAACUCUGUGAUCUCCAAGGCAGGCUGCAAUCCGUGGAGGAAUCUCUGCACUCGAACCAAGAGAAAAUUAAAGUCCUUUUGAAUGUAAUUCAAGAUUUGGAGAAAGCUCGAGCUCUCACAGAAGGGCGCAACUUUUAUCGAACUGGUCAAGAUCUCAACAAUUGCAGUACCUGCCAGAACACGGCGUGCAUCAUAUACAGUGUAGAAUAUGAUUUUCGGCAGCAGGAAGGCAGGUUCCAUGAAGUUCUACAGAGUCUGGAGGAAGCAGAACCAGUGGAGGAGACAUUUCCCCCACCAAAGUCCCCAGCAGAAACCCCAGUCCCUGAGAAACAGGACUUAAGGAGGAAAACCAAGAAAGUGAAGAAGAAAUGCUUCUGGUGGAUCUGAACUUGUUGGGUCCAUUCCCUUUGCCCUUCCCAGAUACCUCCCCAAGGUGGAGAAAUCACUGCCCUCAGGCCUUCUCUGCUUCUUAGCACAGGCCCCAGGUGGUUAGCCAUUCAACUUGUGAAAUGGGAAAGACUCAGGGCUGGUUUAGCUGCUGCUGGACACCUGACCACUAAUCUCACCUGAAUGAGUAAUGCCGCUUGCUGAGGACUUCAUGGACCCUAGAGUCACCACUUGCUUAGUUCGCUGUCACACAUGACCAGGCCACAUCCUGGUUUAAGAGUCUAGGUUCCCACCAUGAGCAAAACCCUAUCACAUUUCCAACACCUCCAUGAUGCUAAACACUUCCUUCUCAUCCUGGGUUUAUCAUCCCAAAAGAAAAAAAAAUAUUGUGAAUAACAGGAAGAUAGAGGAGCGUUAUAAGCAGAUACCCCAGAAAAAAAUUAGAUACAUAAACGGCAGUUUUCUAAGAUAUUGGCAUAUAGAAGCACAACAGAAGUAGGUAGGGCAUAAAAAUGCAAGAUCACCUGGUGGGUUGGGUCAUUUUUAUUUUUAAUUAGCCCUUAGAUCCCAAAUCAAGGAUGUGUCAUCUCAUGUUGUGUAAGCUUUACAGUCUGGCAGAGUGAGGUUACAGCAGGAUAUAAGGAACUUGGUGGUAUGGCUAUCCUGCAGUUGUAACUACUGCAGGGCCUACCUUAAACCAUCAUGUUCUCAGCCUGGGGCCUGAGACCUGUCGGCAAAUGGGUGGGACCUGGUUUGGGCUUGAACUUUAAGAUUCCACAGUUAAUGUCCCUGCAGUAUUUAAGACCACGAGAUCCAGUAGCUGUCUGUCCAUUUCAUCUUACCAGUAACAUAAGACUAAGAUAAAACACAACACUGAUUCUUGUUCAUUCAUCCCAGCAACAGCCUUGUAGAUAGGUUCCAAGGUAUAUUAAUCUUUACAAUCUCCCUUUGUGAUGACCACAUGAUGGUCACCUGAUUGAAGAAGCAUCAGGACUGGGGAUGAGGAUAUAUUUUUUUCCAUUUUUGUAUUAAAGACCUUCCCUUCCCAAAGUCUGAAUUCUUUUGAAGUCUGACUCAUUCUUUUGGCAAGACCCUCAUACAUGUGGGUCCAGUCAAACUUGCAUGGCUGAACAAACUACUAAAGUAAUAGAAUUAAUUGCUACAUACUCUUAGGGAUUAAGGGAUAGGUUGGAAAGGCUUGUAUCCUUUGCAUUGAAUUCUCUACCAGCCUGUGGUUGCAUUGAUGAUGCUUAGAAAAGGGAUCCUAAAGCUCAACAAGCAUUCAGUGAAGAAGGCAUUUCAUAAUCCCCUUUGCUGAAGAUCAGGUGUCUGAGUUAGAGUCUACAGAGUGCACGUGGGAUGUAUGUACCCCACUGCAAAUUGAGACUAACUGAACAAACCACUCCAACAGCUUCACCUUUCCCUGUCACCGUGCUGCAGUGCACAAAGCUAUUUCAGUGGGAGCAAGAGGGAAGUUUGGCAAAGAGUCUCGGCUUGUACUAUUUAAGUCUUGGAAUGUCAUUCAAGAUGUUCUCAUUCUGUUUCUAGUGUAAUGUUUAAACCCACAAAAUGAGACCGGAAUACAUAACACUAAGUUGGAAUUAAGAUAAAUACACUUGUCAUACUUAAGAAGUCACAUUUCAAUAAGAUAUGCUACCACUGGCUAAAAGCCACAGAUCUUUCUGUAUCCACACAAUCAACUCUCAGUUGGCCCCAACAGUGGAAAAGAACAGCACAGAGGAUAAUCCAAUAAGAUAAGAUCAUUUGGGAUCUCUUAUAUAAUUUUUCUCAUAGUAGAGCUUCCAUCUUAAUUUGCUUUGCUUAUGCUAAUUUUCAAAUUAAUUUAUAUUCUCGGGUAGCAUGCUAGAAUAAAAAUAAUCCUGUUCCUAGAAUUAAGAGACCCAGGCAACAGAACAGUCUAUUACACUAACCUUGGCAAGUUGCUUAAAUUUUCAGGACCUGUGUCUCCACUCUUGAAUGGAGAUAUAAAUACCUACUCUACCUACUUUAUAAGCUCUGUGCACAUUCCAACAUCAAAAUGAGCAGAAUGCAGAAUGACCCAGAGCUGAGCAGGAUCACUUGCCAGAGUUAGCCUGGAAUGAUGAAGAGGUAUCUGAGGUAACUCACACAAAAAGAAUAAUCCACCUCUUGGAUAAUGAAGCUCACCUUGUCAUACACUUACAACACUGAGUUGGGGACCUGAGAUAAAUCCUCAACUGAAUUAAAUGAAACUGGAGUUGGAAAAUGUUGACAUUUCGAAAACAACAACAACAACAACAACAAAUGAGGCUAUGAUAAUUCUAUACCAAAGCACAACACAGCACUGCUCAGGCCACCAACCUGAAAUCGGGAAGGGGGUCUCUUCUGAAUAUUGAACACUUUAAAUAGGAGGGAAAUGGGUUCAGUAAACAACAUCCUGCUGAACAAAAAUGAUCAUCUCUAUGUUUCAAACAACACACAGAUCCAUAUGCCAAACCUCUACUCACCUACCAUGUGAAAUCACUUCUUUGUAAAAUAUUAUGUAACAUUACUAUGAUAUUCUACAGAAAUGCUGUACUUGAGGUUAUAUGGUUUUAUGAGAGAUAUUAAUUUAACAAAAAUUACUUUUAUAAAAUUGAAGGGAAAAAGACCAAUACAUCAACUUCAGUUGCAGGAGUUUAUGUAGCUGCUUUCUCUGUAGUUAAAAAAAAUAUGUACUCACUAUACUUGGAACUUCAUACCAGCUCAUCUAUAGAGCACCUUCUUAAAGACUAUGUACCAAUGUAAGGUUUUGUAAAUUUCUAAACUGUUUUAAAUGGGAUAUUAUC
Molecule: messenger RNA, 5930 nt
Organism: Mirounga angustirostris (Northern elephant seal)
Lineage: Eukaryota; Metazoa; Chordata; Mammalia; Carnivora; Phocidae
Gene: INSYN2B
Product: inhibitory synaptic factor family member 2B
Exons: 6
Coding region: 1516-3123 (535 amino acids)
Source: RefSeq, a predicted model, not a curated record